UUCCCGUCAAUGUCUAUAUAUUUUACGUUUGUACCGACCACAACUGAAUCAUACUGUUCGAAACUAACUGAGCUAUAUGUAGACCCUUCGUUUACAGAAAAAAACGAACCAUUCAUUACAUUGUGGAUUAAGUAUACUGAAAAAAUAACACAGUGUCCCUAAAGACAGAAAAUAAAGCGAGAAAUGACGGGAACGAAAUGUUUCCUUGUUGGCCUCGUUUUGGUGACUGGAAUUGCAGCCAUCUUGGCACAGCAGCAGUGCCCGAGUGACCUCUGCAGGUGUGAGAGGGGACAUCCGGGUAAAGGUCGUAUAAUCAACUGCCGAUCACGUAGUCUUAGUCGCGUCCCCGACUUCCGAGCCUCGGACGAACUUUUCUACGAACUCACUCUCGCCAAUCAGGACAAUUGCGACAGAUGUAAUAACAUAACAAUUAUUCCAGCGAGUGCGUUUAGAGGAUUAAAGAUCAGUGUCCUUCGCAUCGAUAACGUCCUUCUGGAUUUUGUUUCCCAUCAAGCAUUUAAAGGAUUGCUGAUGUCCCUUGAAGAAAUUUCGCUGCAAGGAAAUGGACGCCACCCUCCUCCAUACCGUGCUUUGUCUACUCUGAGAAAUUUAAAGAAGUUAACGCUGAAAGGAUUUCAACAGAAUUCAAUUACACGUGUAAACGCAGACUUCAGUCGCCUGUCUAACUUACAAGAGCUCGUGCUGAAAAAUAUGGAUAUAUCCUACAUCACAAAAGAUGCUUUUCAAGACAGGCUUCCAAAUCUCAAAAAGUUACGAAUGGAAUACCUGCAGCUCGGAAACCUUCCAGUUUCUGGUUUAAUGCCGUUGAAAAAUCUAGAGGAGUUAUACGCUGUGUAUGUCAACUUGAGGCGAAUUCCGUUUGGAGCGUUUUCGUCUUUCAAGAAGUUGAAAGUGUUGGAUCUGUCCCAUAAUGCCAUUCGUGACCUCGUUCCGGAUUGUUUUGAAGGGAUCGAACAUUCAUUAGAAUAUCUUGGUCUACAUUUGAACCAGCUAGAUGCUGGAAACAUAGGUCCCUUGGCGUCUCCGACUUGGAGAAAACUUACUCAGCUGAAUAUCGGACACAACUAUCUUACACGGCUCCCUCUCGGACUGUUUUUUAAUAUGAGGUCGCUAGAAUAUCUGAAUUUGGAUUCGAACGAAAUCAUUUCUCUACAGCCGGGUUCAUUACAAGGAUUGCAGAAUUUGACUUAUCUUGACUUUUCCGGAAACAUGAUCUCGUCACUGGUUCCCGGAAUGUUCCUACACACUCCAAGGCUCACAGAGUUGGACUUAAGUGGCGAAAACACGCGAGAGUUUAAUCUCACGUCCGAGGGGUUACACGGCUUGGAGGAAACUCUUAAGAAAUUAUACCUGAAAAGCACGCCUGUAGCGGAAUCCGAGAUGUGGAGAGCGAUUCGGAAUCUCCGACAGAUACACACUCUGCAGCUUGAUAGCACAGGCCUUACCGAAAUUCCAGACUUUCAAUUCACACACAAUACCCAUCUUGAAGAAUUGAAGCUACAACAAAACCUAUUCAGUCGGCUAAACGAGAAAACAUUUUACGGUUUGUCGCAGUCCUUGAAGGUCCUCUAUCUCCAAGGAAACCAGUUUCGCACGCUCGGGCGGUGCGUCCUGCAACAUCUGACGUCACUGGAUACUUUAUAUCUGGGAAGAAAUCCACUAGAUUGUGACUGUAGACAUCGUUUCUUACGUCAAUGGAUAAUCGACAGAAUCGCAGACGAUUUUCUCAACGAGUUCAUAAUUGAAAGUUACUGCAAUACACCCGGCAAGUACAUGAACAGAGCUCUCUGGGAAAUACCGGAAGAGGAACUUGUUUGCGAUUCUGCGCAUGAAGAAGGAGUAUGUGAAAACAUUACAACUGUUUCGCCUCAACAAACAACCAGACAAACUACUCCAGAUCCUUUCGUCACGUUACGUCCACACACCGGAAAUGGAUCGUCGAUGUUCCGGUUUACAAAAAUCAUUGAGACCGACAACGGAAUAAAUCUAGAAUGGACGUCUGAAGAUGAAAUCGAGACCGGCUUUAGCUUGGAAUACCAACUCUUAGGUCAAACAUCGAAAAUCAGAACCGAGAACCUGCAUAAAUCUACACGGAAUUUUCUUAUUUCGGGUCUAGAUACGAACUGCCAUUAUCUCCUAUGUCUUCGAGUAAAACCAAGACAGAAAGACAUCCCUGAUAAAGAGCAACGGACGUGCAUUGCGGUCAGGACGCUUCCUUGAAUAUUUUCAAACUAUAUGACAUAUAGAAGGCUUUAAGUGACCAACACACAAAAAUAAGAAGCCGCUUCCAAAAUAUUGAUGAUCAAGCGAUACAAAGACAACGGCGUGUUUGAACAGACCAACACGAUUUUUAAAGAAAAGUGUUGAUCGAGACAUUAAAUAUAUUCUCAUAGAGUAUUUUAAAAUCUGUAUUGAAAUUAAAA
This is a messenger RNA of Mizuhopecten yessoensis (Yesso scallop), 2444 nucleotides long. RefSeq names its product carboxypeptidase N subunit 2-like. The record is from RefSeq and is a predicted model, not a curated record. The coding region runs from base 184 to 2241 and encodes 685 amino acids. The transcript has 2 exons. NCBI's taxonomy places the organism in Eukaryota, Metazoa, Mollusca, Bivalvia, Pectinida, Pectinidae. Gene Ontology annotation, molecular function: protein binding.